Molecule: messenger RNA, 933 nt
Organism: Mycotypha africana
Lineage: Eukaryota; Fungi; Mucoromycota; Mucoromycetes; Mucorales; Mycotyphaceae
Exons: 2
Coding region: 96-509 (137 amino acids)
Source: RefSeq, a predicted model, not a curated record
CAAGGCUUCUAAGUGCAGGAUAUAAUGCUGUAUAACACUCGAUAUCGUGCAUUGUAGCCUGUUUGGCAGUUGGCAUAUCACUUUCGAUAUCCUUGAUGGUACCAGCUUUCUUCUCUAGCCUUGCUGCGUACGGUGCUACCGAAUCCCCUCCAGCCCCUACCCGUUCAAUCAACAUCUGCAAGCGACGGCAACGAGUGUUAAACCGGUUCCACUUGAUUUUUGACCAUGGGCUCAUGGAAAAAAUGACGCUCUUAAUGUCAUCGACAAUACCAAGACCGAUGGCACGUUUCAAAACUGCGUUGAAAACGAUUGCGCUUCCAAAGCGGCCAACUUUGACUUGGACAAUUUGCGCCGCGAAAAUGGUGUCUUUACCAAUGGCCCACAGAGCCAUCUCCGUUAGCGCCUCCACACUAUCCUCUUUCAAAUGCCUGGCGUUGGCAGAGCUGUCAAAGUUAAGCUGUAACGCUUCUCGCACGUAUUGGAACAUUUCGGGAGUAAAUCCCCGUUGAAAUUCGGCAUUUCGAUAAGCUGUCCUGCUCUUUCCAAGUAAUCCAUCCCCUCCUUCUAGCCAUGCCUCCAGUUUUUGGAGAAUAGCCUCUUCGCCAUCUAAACGAAUAUAUUUGCAAUUAGAAGCCAGACAUGUGAUAGUACUUUUGCUAAAACAGCUUCGUACUUGGCGCUUCUUUUCAUCUAGCCCAAUAGCUGCUGUGAAGACAUCUCUUCUACCGGGAUCAAUGACGAAGGGUCUCUAACCAGCUUCGAUUUCGUCAUAAUCAAAGUCUUCCAAAGUCAACCGAUGGUCUGCGAUGGUUUUCUCUUCUUUUGAUUUCCCCAUCAAAGUUGACAGUGAGGCCAUCCGAACGGAUGAUAUUACGGAAUAGUAUAUUUUGGCUUGUCUUGAGGUCAUUCAAACUGUCAAAUCUCAAAGCUGAG